GCAAUCACCGAUGGGCAAGCGACGCGUCGGCGGUGGAAGCUCCGGAAAACUGCAUUCGAACAACGACCGAAUUCUCCGCCGGCACAUCGAAUCCGCCGGUAAAAGCUUCUCGACCGUCGACGAGCUGGUGGACCGCCUCCGCUCCUCCUACCCGCAAUACUCCCGCCACAAGCUCCGGCCGUUCACGAAGCAGGUGGAAAGAAUGAUUGCGGUUCACGGAAGAAGGCACGACGACGACGAUACUCCAAUCGUGAUCAAACGAAGGAAGAUAGGCGAUAAAGAGGAGACCGGCGACUCGUUCGACGGCUUCUCAUCGUCCACGCUGGCGUCGUGUGACUCUUCCGGAGGCGGCGGUUCUUCUGAUGAAGAGGCGUCGGCGUCGUCGGAGGAUGCCGUGUGUAAGGAGGAGGUCGAGCCGGUGUUUGAUUUGAUGAAGUCGAUGCUGAGGGAGGGUUUGCAUCGGAAAUCGGAGAAACUUGGGGUGUUGAAGGAGGUGAAUUUGAUGAAUGAGGAAUCUAAAUUAGGUCAUGAUGUGAAUGAUAGGAAGGAUGUGAAUGAAAAUGCGAGCAAUCAUAGUGGUGGUGGAAAGGAUGAGAAUGUGGUUAUUGAGCCAAUGUUUAAGGAUAUAGGUGGGAUUAGUGAAGUGGUUGAGGAAUUGAACAUGGAUGUCAUCUUCUCGAUGUGUCAGCCGCAGAUAGAUCGCCACCUCGGGGUGAAGCCCGUGAGGGGUAUUUUAUUGCACGGGCCACCGGGGUGUGGGAAGACGAUGUUGGCUCAAGCCAUUGCCAAUGAGGCGGGAGUGCCAUUGUACAAUAUUGGUGCCGCUGAAUUGGUGUCUGGAGUUACUGGUGAAUCGGAAGGGAACAUAAGAGAGUUGUUCCGAAAAGCAUACAGGACAGCACCAUCUAUAGUCUUCAUUGAUGAAUUUGAUGCAAUUGCUUCAAAAAGGGAUGACUCGCAGAGGGAAAUGGAGAAACGCAUUGUGGCACAGUUGUUGACAAGCAUGGAUGAGUCACACGCGCCCGUACCUGCGAGUUCUGCAAGCUCUGAUAGCAGACCAGGCUAUGUACUUGUGAUUGGAGCAACGAAUAGACCAGACGCUGUGGAUCCUGCAUUGAGGAGGCCGGGGCGAUUUGAUUGGGAAAUUGAGUUAGGUUUUCCUGAUGAAGCUGCCCGGAUUGAAAUACUCUCCACACUAACAAGGACUCGUAGAGUUGAAAGUGCUAUAGAUAUUCAGAAAAUAGCUAGAUUGGUUCCAGGUUUUUCUGGAGCAGAUUUGACAGCGCUAGCUGACAAGGCUGGUAGACUUGCAAAGAAGAGAAUCGUACACGAGAGAAGGGAGGAGCAUAGCAAAGAUUGGAUGAAGCGGCCGUGCUCAGCCGAAGAAAUGGAGAAUAUCUAUAUAACCAUGCCUGAUUUUGAGGAAGGGGCUAAAAUGGUCCAACCUUCUUCGAGAAGACAAGGAUUUUCUGCCAUACCCCAUGUGAAAUGGGAUGACGUUGGCGGCCUGCAUUUGCUCAGAAAAGAGUUUGAACGGCAUAUAGUUAGACCUAUAAAGUUUCCUGAAGUUUAUGCGGAUUAUGGGGUGAACUUAGCAACUGGCUUUUUGCUUUACGGCCCUCCUGGCUGUGGAAAGACCUUGAUCGCCAAGGCUGUGGCUCAUGAGGCGGGAGCCAAUUUUAUACACAUCAAGGGUCCUGAAAUCUUGAGUAAAUAUGUGGGUGAAACCGAAUCGGAAGUCCGCUCAAUAUUCCGUCGAGCAAGGACAUGCUCUCCGUGCAUAAUUUUCUUCGAUGAGGUGGAUGCACUGACAACAAAGCGUGGUCGGGAAGGGGGACAUGUCGUUGAGCAAGCCCUGACCCAGCUGCUGGCAGAACUCGAUGGCUCAGACCCGAGAAGCGGUGUUUACCUAAUUGGUGCUACAAAUAGGCCCGAAGCGAUUGAUGCUGCAAUGCUUCGACCAGGAAGGUUCACAAAGCUUAUGUAUGUUCCCCUCCCUAGUCCAGACGAACGAGGAAUGAUCUUAAAAUCCCUUGCUCGUCGGAAUAAGCAAAUUGAUCCCAAUUUGGACCUCAUGGCUCUAGCCAAGGACAGUAGAUGUGACAACUUUAGUGGCGCUGAUCUCUUCAAUCUGAUGAACGAAGCUGCUGUGAUCGCGGUAGAAGAUGAACUAUCAUCAACGGAUACAAGUAAUAGCAUGCAACGGCUGAUCAAAGACGCGGAUUGCAUGAGCGUGUUGGAGAAUAUCUCGCCGUCUGUGUCGAACAAGGAAAUACGAAAAUACAAGAAGUUUUCGAAAGAAUUCAAAGCUCGAUGAGAGUACAGAUUUGGUCCUUCAAUCCUUCCUCUGAAGGAGAGACUCUGGAAGUUUUUAGGGAAUAAUUUUUGCAUAUAUAUUUAUAGUAAGGUUAAGUUGAUGGCAGCACAUUUAGAAUUAAGACUAUUUUGGUUUCCUAGUUUUGUCAAGAAAAGAAAAAGAUCCUCACAA
This is a messenger RNA of Salvia hispanica, 2488 nucleotides long. Its product is annotated as cell division control protein 48 homolog C-like. NCBI's taxonomy places the organism in Eukaryota, Viridiplantae, Streptophyta, Magnoliopsida, Lamiales, Lamiaceae. Gene Ontology annotation, molecular function: ATP binding; ATP hydrolysis activity. The record is from RefSeq and is a predicted model, not a curated record.